This is a messenger RNA of Cajanus cajan (pigeon pea), 2179 nucleotides long. Lineage: Eukaryota; Viridiplantae; Streptophyta; Magnoliopsida; Fabales; Fabaceae. The record is from RefSeq and is a predicted model, not a curated record.
CGGAGUGGAUGAAGCACGUGAAGUGCAUUUAGAGCCCAGCUUUCAUUUUUCUCUCUCUACCCUUUCUUCUUCUUCUUCCUUUUUCUAAUUUUCACCACUGCCACGAAACAAAACCCUUGUUUUUGAUUCGCCACACUCAGUUUGUGUUUCUAUCUUUCUCGCGCUUAUUUAUUUAUUAUUUGUGGAGAUAGCUGAAAUUUGGAAGAUCUGAUAAGAGAAAUUUGCAAGAUCUGAAAAUAUUAAUUUAGAAGAUGAAGGGCGUGGAGUGGGACGAUGAAGAGAAGGCGAUGGUAGGAGCGGUUCUUGGAGGUGGAGCGUUAGAGUUUUUAAUGAGAAAUUCAGUGUGGAAUGAGAGUGUUUUAAUGGCGGUUGGGAGCGAAGAGGGAGUUCAGAACAAUCUAUCCGAUCUGGUGGAGCGUCCCAACCAAUCGAAUUUCAGUUGGAAUUACGCCAUUUUCUGGCAACUCUCUCAGUCCAAAUCCGGUGACUGGGUUCUGUGUUGGGGCGACGGAUGCUGCAGAGAACCGAACGAAGAAGAAGAGGUUGCUGUGAGAGGAAGAGGAAGGCUUGUGGAGGAAGAGAUGCAUCAGAGGAUGAGAAAGAGAGUGCUGCAGAAGCUUCACACCACUUUCGGUGGUUCCGAUGAAGACAAUUAUGCAGUUGGCCUCGACCACGUCACUGACACCGAGAUGUUCUUUCUGGCCUCCAUGUACUUCUCCUUCCCUCGCGGCCACGGUGGCCCUGGUAAGUGCUUCGCCUCCGGCAACCAUUUAUGGCUCAAAUCUGUUUCCGAUUACUGCGUCCGUUCUUUCUUGGCUAAAUCCGCCGGAAUACAGACUGUUGUUUUGGUCCCCACCGAUUUGGGAGUUGUAGAGUUGGGUUCUGUUAGAAUCUUACCAGAGAGUUUUCAACUCUUGCACACCGUUAAGUCUCUCUUUUCCACGCAUUCUUCUAAUGCCCUUUUCACCGGUUUGGCCAUUGGGGAUGGCAAGGUAGACGCAGGAGUUCCAAUUCCCAAGGUUUUUAGAGAGAAACUUGCUGUUAGGAAAAUGGACGAUAAUAAUAGGACUUGGGGAGGUCACCCCAGGAACGGUCUUCAGGCUGAGAUUUUUGCUCCUAGGGCAUCCACUAGCAGUGUCGCUAAUGCUGUGAGACACGAUUUCAGGCUUGGCAAUACCUAUCAACCUCAAAGGCAGCUGCAAAUGCAAAUUGAUUUCACUGGAGCCACUUCAAGGCCUUCUUCGGUGAAACCAGUUAUUGGUGAAUCAGAAUUAUCUGAUGUUGAGGCUUCCUGCAAGGAGGAGCAACCCAUUCUUGCUGAUGAAAGGAAGCCCAGAAAGCGAGGCAGGAAGCCAGCUAAUGGAAGGGACGAGCCACUCAAUCACGUUGAAGCAGAGAGGCAGAGGCGUGAGAAGCUCAACCAGCGCUUCUAUGCGCUAAGAUCUGUUGUGCCUAAUAUCUCCAAGAUGGAUAAGGCGUCCUUGUUGGGUGAUGCCAUUGCUUAUAUCAAUGAGCUUCAGGCCAAAGUCAGGAUCAUGGAGGCUGAAAGAGAGAGAUUUGGAAGCACUUCAAAGGAUGAAUCAGUUUUGGAGGGCAACUCAAGUUUGGACAUUCAGGAUAAGGAAGCUUCUCGGGUGAAUGUUCAAGCUGUUCGAGAUGAGGUCAUUGUAAAGGUGAGCUGUCCUUUUGAUGCUCACCCUCUUUCCAAAGUAAUACAAACACUCAAUGAGGCACAAAUCAGUGUUGUAGAGUCUAAACUCACAGCUGCAAAUGAUACUAUUUUUCACACAUUUGUAAUUAAAUCACAAGAAUCUGAACAGCUUACAAAGGACAAGUUAAUCGCUGUAUUUUCCCCAACAGAAUCUAACUCAUUGCAGCCAUUGUCAUCAGUUGGAUAACAGGAAGUUGCAGUUAGCAUAGUCCAUAGGAAUGUCAUACAUAGUGAAAAACCAAUUUCAAAAACUUCCUCAGAAAUUUUGUUACACUGCGGAGGAUCUAAAAUGAAAAGAUGGGAGCUAGAGUAGUAGAAUAAUAGCUCCCAUUAACCAUGUAGGCACCGAUUUAUGUUUGUUUGUCUAUAGUAUACACAUUAGAAAUAUUGUUCCUGCAAUGUCAAUUAUUUUAUUUAGUUUAAGCAAUCUAGUCUUUAUGAUUAAAGAGUUUAUGUUUUGAUGUCGUA